AACAAGGUUAUAUUCAGUGUGGUGAGGAACAUCAGUAAUGAAAUUGCAGGUUUUAGUGAAAAGUUUAACGAUAGAACGAUUUGCAUGAUGCAAGAUUGAGGCAUUUUUUUAUUGAAAUUUGUUGAAAGUUUUUAUAAGAUAACGGCGAUUAGAAGUUCUCCCCUUAUGUAAAUAUGCUUUCGAGUGUUUAUAUUAAGAUAAAUCUAUUUAUAAAGUCGAUGCCCCUUUCAUAUUAGUAUCACUUAGGUUUAGAGUUUCAUUUCAUUCAGUAACGAUGCUGAGCUUCGCGCUGUGCACCUUGGUAUUGUACCAAACCACGGUACUGGCCAUCCAGCCCGAAGUGGUUCUGCAGCAAGGUACUCUGAAGGGUUUGUGGGCCGACAGCCUCGGAGGACGUCCUUACGCAGCGUUCUACGGGAUACCCUACGCGAAGCCUCCGGUCGGCAAGAACAGGUUUAAGGAACCAGUGGCUGCAGAACCAUGGUUAGGGAUUUACAACGCUACUAAAGAACCACCAAAAUGUCUUCAGUUAUACAUCUUCGACGUCAGAGCGCCAUCCAAGUUAGAAGGGUCAGAAGACUGUCUUUACGUAAACGUAUUCACUCCAAGGUUGAACACUGGAGCAGCUGAACAGAAGCCUUUGCAUGUCAUUGCUCACAUUCACGGAGGAGCGUUCAUGGUCGGUAGCUCUUUGGACGGAGGAGUCGAUUACAUCAUGGACAGGGACAUUGUCUUCGUCUCCUUCAAUUAUCGCCUUGGACCUUUAGGUUUCUUGAGCACUGGUGACGUGGCUGUUCCCGGUAACAACGGGCUGAAGGAUCAGGUACUCGCUUUGAAGUGGAUCCAGCAAAACAUCGCAGCCUUCGGUGGGGACCCCAACAGCGUAACAUUGACUGGAUUCUCGGCUGGAUCUGGCAGUGUUCAUUAUCAUGUCUUGUCUCCACUCAGCAAGGGUCUGUUCAAAGCAGCGAUUUGUGUCAGCGGUUCUUCUCUGAGCCCGUGGGGUGUCGCCGAAAACGUCAGAGAAAAGUCUUUCGUCGUGGCUAGAGAGCUAGGUUGCCCUGAUGUUGAUUCCUUAUCAAUGAUAAAAUGUCUCAGGCGGCGCCCCGCCGAACACAUUGUCCAAACAACGAAUAACUUCUUGGGUUGGUAUUACAACCCGGUAGUUCCAUUUGGCCCGGUCGUGGAGCCUCCAGGCCCGAACGCAUUCCUUCCAGACACUCCGAUCAACCUCAUCAAACAAGGAAAGAGUUCGGAUGUGCCCAUGAUGAUUACAUUCACUAAGGACGAAGGAAUGUUUUUUGCAAUAGAUAUAAUAACCAAUCCCAAUCUGAACAACGAGAUUAAAGCUGACUGGAACGGAAUAGCGCCAUACCUGUUUGAUUACAAUUACACAGCUCCUACUGAUAAGAGGGAAGAAGUAUCCAAAGAGAUUAAAAACCAUUACAACAUCGAUGUAGAUUCUGAAGAAGGCCAGAAGAACCUUCUCAAGGCUUUGAGUGAUAGAAUAGUCGUAGCUGGAACAGCCAAAAUGGCCAGAGUCCAUUCCAGCAUCAACACUUCACCAGUCUACAUGCUCAGGUUUUCAUAUACUGGGAAAUAUUCCUAUGCAUCGACGAUGGGAAUGCCUAAGGAUAUGGGAGUUGCCCACGGCGAAGAUUUGAUGUAUGUAUUGUCAGCAAAACAAACAAGUACACAAGAGACUGAAGCAGAUAGACAGGUAUCAAGAGAACUAAUCGACUUGUGGGUCUCGUUUGCAGCUAACAGCACACUAGAUGUUCCGACUUUCAACCAGAAUCUCCCUAAGAUCACCUUUACAGACUUCCAGGGUCCAAACCAACUUGUACCAACAAUGGUCGAUGAGCUGGGAGAAGAAAACUUUUGGGAUUCUUUGAAGUUAAAAGAAAACAUAGAGUCAGUGGUACCGACUAAAAAUGAACUGUAAAUCAUGUAUAUAAAUAAAUGUUUAUUUAAUUUUAUUUACUUAAUUAAAAACCUAAAUAUGAUGAAAUUCAUACAUGUAAAUAGGACUCUUGAAUAAUGUGAUCAAUAAAUAUAAGAAAAAAAUAAAUAUUUU
Nezara viridula (southern green stink bug) is the source of this 2077-nucleotide messenger RNA. Lineage: Eukaryota; Metazoa; Arthropoda; Insecta; Hemiptera; Pentatomidae. The record is from the annotation of a GenBank genome assembly.